Messenger RNA from Penicillium cinerascens, 1194 nucleotides. RefSeq lists its product as uncharacterized. The transcript has a single exon. The coding region runs from base 1 to 1194 and encodes 397 amino acids. The record is from RefSeq and is a predicted model, not a curated record. Lineage: Eukaryota; Fungi; Ascomycota; Eurotiomycetes; Eurotiales; Aspergillaceae.
AUGUUCAGACAGUCUCGCCGUGAGACUGCUAAUCAGGGAUCUGUCCGAAAACUCCAAAAGAGGUCAAAUACCGGCAUCUUCGAUCACCACCACCCCUCGCGCAAAGACUGGAAGUCUCCUGAAAGGUCAAUCGCCAAGAUUCGAAAAGAUAGAAGGAAAAAUAUAGGACAGAUACACGAUGAAACAGACGAAGAAAGGGAGCUCACUGAGAAGGAAUGGGAUAUUCCUUAUCUACGGAACUGGUCAUUCGAUGUACCACGCCAUUCACAAGAAUUACAUGCACCGAACGUGGAGCCCGACAGAACGAUCGGCUUGGGGCUGCAACCUGGAAGACAACUAUCACCCGGCGAGACAUCGACCUGCGGUAGCCACCGCAAGUCACCGACGCAGGGAUCUUACUCUUGGCCGAGCCCUCCAAGCAGGAGAAUAGAGCAGUCAGCACCUUCCACGGUGACAGAGACAUCUCUGAACAUGACAGAGCAACAUCUUGCGCGAAUCCCCGCUCCCAAAGUGAAGCGAUUCUACCAAGAGAGAGAAUUGGAUGACAAGCUUACUGGGCCUGAGAACUAUGCCCUAUGGGCCAGGGACAUGCGGCGCAAGCUUACUGAGUCCAACGCAUGGCCGAUUAUAUCGCAAAGUCUGAGCCCUGUACCAUCAGACAGCUGCUAUCACGCACAAUGGGCCCGCCUCAACAAGCAGGCGUGGCUCCUUAUCAUCUCCAGCAUAUCCCGGGAGAUACGUCGAGAUCUCUGUGACCACUUUUGGUGGAACACGCCCGGAGCUUGGUAUUAUCUGCAGGAGACGUAUUCUUCAGUCCCGGCUACCACCCUUUGCGCUAUGCGGGGUAUAGGCGACUUGCUCAAUCUCAAGUAUGAGCAGUGCGCUUCCAUGAAGGAUUUUCUUGGUCUCAUGGUGCAAUACUGCCACGCAAUUGAGUGUAAUCAGGAGGGUAAGAGGGGCACGGAAUGGCUGUGGUGCCAAUUUAUUCUGAUGAAAUUGGGACCGAACUGGGGCGGUUGGGUUGAAGAUUUGAUAGAGAGGAUUGAAGGAAGUGACAGUGAACUGGACUCAUUGGUAGACAUGUGUCGACUGGUGGACGAUCUUCUAGGUGAGGACGAACAGCGGACACUGGCGGAGGAACGACGACGAGCGACUGCGAGCAAUCGUAAGAAAUCAAGAUUUGAGUUGGCCUAG